CAGCACCGUUACCGUCUCUCUCCUACCUUUCAUCUCUUCCCUUAACUCUCAUACCAAUGGCUAAAGUAAACCAAGAACUAGCUUUCAAGCUCUCAGACGGGACCUACCUCCCAUGGGUCGCUUGGGGAAACGGAACAGGCGACGCAAAGAAGACGGCGAUCGAGAGCGGGAAGAUUGCGCUGGAGGCUGGGAUCAGGCAUAUCGAUACGGCUCAGUUGUACGAGAACGAGAAGGAGACGGGUAUUGCGAUUGAGACGUCUAAGAUUCCUCGAGAGGAGGUUUAUGUUACGUCGAAACUAUCACCAAAGGCGGAUGACGGAAAGUACCCACCUGUGCCGCCGAGCGAAGUCAGAGAUUCGAUACAGGGGUCGUUGGACAGGCUGGGCUUCGUUCCUGAUCUAUACCUGAUUCACAGCCCCUUCGUUCCCGAGCCUGGGCAACUGAAGGCUGUAUGGAAGAUCCUCGAGGAUCUGAAGGACGAGGGCAAGUUGAAGAGUAUUGGCGUUAGUAACUUCAGACCUCAGGACCUUGAAGCUAUUUUGGAUGGUGCUAAGCACAAGCCAGUGGUUAACCAAUUGGAACUCCAUCCGUAUACCCUCGCGCACCUCGAGCCUCUCCUCGAGUUACAAGAGAAGCACGGUAUCCUGACGACUUCAUACGGCGCUCUUACACCCCUCCUUCGUCACCCCACCGGGGGUCCCCUCAAACCAGUCCUCUCAAAUAUCGCCGAGCGUCUGGCCAAGAAAUACAAUGCGCCUGACAUCGAUUCCUUGACUGUGCUGUUCCUGUGGGCUCGUGCUAAGAAGAUUGGCGUCGUUACUGCAAGCGGAAACGAGGAGAGGAUUAAGGGCCUUGCUAAGGUAUACCACAGUUCAUGGGAGUUGGAUCCGGAGGAUGUGGAAGAGAUUUCGCGGGUUGGGAAGACAAUUCAUUUCCGUCACUAUCGAGAACAUAUGGAGAAGGACUUCCCUCUCCCCAACCUUCCGAGCCAGUAA
Messenger RNA from Coprinopsis cinerea okayama7#130, 995 nucleotides. RefSeq names its product conjugated polyketone reductase C1. The coding region runs from base 57 to 995 and encodes 312 amino acids. The transcript is spliced from 4 exons. Gene Ontology annotation, molecular function: aldose reductase (NADPH) activity; oxidoreductase activity, acting on NAD(P)H as acceptor. Lineage: Eukaryota; Fungi; Basidiomycota; Agaricomycetes; Agaricales; Psathyrellaceae. The record is from RefSeq and is a predicted model, not a curated record. Gene Ontology annotation, cellular component: cytosol.